Mobula hypostoma (lesser devil ray) is the source of this 4343-nucleotide messenger RNA. RefSeq names its product solute carrier family 13 member 1 (gene slc13a1). The coding region runs from base 222 to 1886 and encodes 554 amino acids. Gene Ontology annotation, biological process: transmembrane transport. Gene Ontology annotation, molecular function: sodium:sulfate symporter activity. The transcript has 15 exons. Gene Ontology annotation, cellular component: membrane. Lineage: Eukaryota; Metazoa; Chordata; Chondrichthyes; Myliobatiformes; Myliobatidae. The record is from RefSeq and is a predicted model, not a curated record.
GUUAAAGUAACACAAGAUUGUAUUGCAGCAAAAUGAAGACUGUUCUUUGUUUUACAAAGCCUUAAUGUGCUCUUUCUGUGUUCGUUGUGGCAUCUAGACUUAUGCCACUGGCUUGUAACAAAGGAAAGAAGGUGGAUGAUAAUUCCUUGAUUUUGCCGCUCUAGGAAUCGGAAUGUGCUUUUACGCUGCUUCUGGUGGCAAUAUAUUGGUUAACAGAAGUGAUGCCUCUUUCUGUAACGGCUUUACUCCCAGCUCUCACGUUUCCACUCUUUGGCAUCAUGAAAUCCUCAGAAGUUGCAACUGCCUACUUCAAAGAUUUUCAUGUUCUGUUAAUCGGCAUUAUUUGCUUGGCUACUUCCAUUGAAAAAUGGAAUCUACACAAGAGAAUAGCCCUGAGGAUGGUGAUAGUGAUGGGAGUCAAUCCUGGACGGUUAAUGAUGGGGUUUAUGCUCAGUUGUGUCUUCCUCUCAAUGUGGCUCAGUAACACCUCCACAGCGGCCAUGGUAAUGCCAAUAGUUGAGGCUCUUCUUCAGCAGAUUAUGAAUGCAGAAGCAGCGGCUAAUGUCACUCAGAAUCCUUUGUCUGGAUUCACCAACCAAGCUUUGGAACUGAAUGAGGAGGGAUCUGUAAUGAAGAAGUUGGAAGAAAAGGAGGAAAUAGUAAAGGAAGAGGAAAAAGAAGAAGUGAAACAAAAAUACAAGCAAAUGAAUGGAUGUGGCUUUGAUGUAGAUGUUCAAGCAAGCAAUACAGAGCCAGAUGAGGCUUUGAAAGAAGAAGCUGUCGGCAAAUACAAAAGUGAGAAAGAUCGUAACUUCUGUAAAGGAAUAUGUCUUUGCAUUGCUUAUUCUACCACAAUUGGAGGAUUAACUACUAUUACAGGCACCUCAACCAACCUUAUUUUUGCUGAGCAACUUUACAUGCACUACCCAGAAUGUCACUGUGUAAAUUUUGGGUCUUGGUUCAUACUGGUGCUCCCCGUGACUGUGAUCAUUAUGGUUUUAUCUUGGGUCUGGCUGCAUAUCCUUUACUUUGGUUUCAACUUUUCAAAGACAUUUGAAUUUCGCAAAGAAAAAAGCAACCAAGAAAAAGCAUUGAUAAACUUGAUUGAAGAGGAAUACAGGAAGCUUGGACCCAUGGGGUAUCAGGAGAUUGUUACCCUUGUUAUAUUUUGCUUCAUGGCAAUAUUGUGGUUUAUGCGCGAUCCUGGAUUUUUCCCUGGCUGGUCCAAUCUUUUUCCACAGUGCAAAGGUUUUGCCACCGAUUCCACAGUAGCCCUCUUGCUGGGAAUUCUAUUUUUCAUCUUGCCUGCUGAGAAUCCUGCUUCAGGUUUUAAAAAGAUGGGGGAGGAGUACACAACACUUAUUACCUGGAAAGAGUUCCAGUCGUGCAUGCCUUGGGAAAUAUUAUUACUAGUUGGUGGCGGCUUUGCCCUGGCGAAGGGUUCUGAGGUAUCUGGGCUUUCCUUAUGGGUGGGAAGCAAGCUGGAACCUCUCGGCAAUUUGCCAGCCUGGCUGAUCGUACUGGUGUCCUCUCUGAUUGUCACAAGUGUCACCGAGGUGGCUAGUAACCCAGCCACCAUGACAUUCUUCUUUCCAAUUCUAGUGGCCUUGUCUGAAGCCGUUCAUAUAAAUCCACUUUACUUAUUAAUACCCGCAACUCUUUGCACCUCAUUUGCAUUCCUCUUGCCAGUGUCCAAUCCUCCAAAUGCCAUUGUCUUUGGGUACGGCCACCUCACAGUCUUGGACAUGGUAAAAGCUGGAUUGGUUGUUAAGCUGUUCAGCAUUGUAGCUGUGAUGAUUGCAAUAUCAACUUGGGCUGUUCCAUUAAUGGACCUCAAAACAUAUCCUUCAUGGGCGCAAGACUUCAAAAAUACAACAGCUCCAUAGCACCUAAAAUGUAAAUGAACAAGCCAAACUUGACAGAGAAUCCUAUUGUUAUUAAUAUGAAGUAAGAAGGCAAUGUCUUACGGUGAGACUGUCUAAAGCAACAAUCUAUACAAUAAGAAUUUCUGGCUGUUCAAUUCAGGGCCAUGUUCCAAUGAAAGAGCCAAACUACAGCAAAGAAUGUAAUGGGAAUUAUAACUGGAAUUCUGUAUCCAUUUGAGAAGAUUAUAGGUACUUCACACUGUGCAAUAUUUAAUUUGAGAUGAAAUUUAGAACAUUACAGCACAGUACGGGCCCUUUGGCUUACGAUGAUGUACUGACCUUUUAACCUCCUAUGUUCAAUCUAACCCUUCCCCCCUACAUAGCUUUCCAUUUUCUAUCGUCCAAUUGCCUCUCUAAGAACCUCUUAAAUGUCCCUAAUGUAUCUCCCUCUACCACCACCACUAGCACCACUUUCCUUGCACCCACCAAUCUCCGUGUAAAAAAAAAAGCCUACCUCUGACACCCCUCCUAUACUUUCCUUAAAACUACGCCCCUUCAUAUCAGCCUUCUGCCCUGGUGGAAAAAGUUUCUGGCUGUCUAUCUAAUCUAUGCCUUUUAUCUUGUACAUCUCUAUCAAGUCACCUCUCACUUUCCUUUGCUUCCAAGAGAAAAGCCCUAGCUUGCUUAUUGUGACCCCAUUAGACAUGCUCUCCAGUCCAGGCAACAUCCUGGUCUUUCCAUUCUUUCUAAAGCCUCCACUGUAAUGAGCUGACCAGAACGGAACACAAUAUUCCAAGCACAAGGAAGUCUGCAGAUGCUGGAAAUCCAGAGCAACACACACAAAAUGCUGGAGGAACUCAGUAGCCCAGGCAGAAUCUAUGGAAAAAUUGACAUUUUGGGCCAAGACCCUUCAUCAGGACAAUACUCCAAGUAUGAUCACACCAGGGUUUUAUAGACCUACAACAUUAUUUUGUGGCUCUUAAACGCAAUCCCCUGACUAAUGAAGGCCAUUACACCAUACACCUUCUUAACAACCCAAUCAAGCUACGUCAUAAUAUUGAAGGAUUUAUAGACACAGGACCCAAGAUCACUCCCUUCCUCCCCACUGGUAAGAAUUCUGCCAUUAACCCCAUGUUCCACCUUCAAAUUCAGUCUUCCAAAGUGAAUCACUUCACAGUUUUUCAGGUUGAACUCCAUUUUCCACUUCACAGCCCAGCUGUGCAUCGUACUGAUGUCCUCUUGUAGGCUAUGAGAACCUUCAAUGCCAUCUACAAAAUUGCCAAGCUUAGUCUUAUCUGCUAGCUUACUAACCCAUCCUUCUACUUCAUCAUCCAAGCCAUUUAUAAAAAUGACAAGGGCAGGGAUCCCAGAUCAGAUCCCUAUGGAACUCUACUGGUCACUGACCUCCAGGCAGAUAAUGCUCCAUCUUCAACUACCCUCUGACCUUCUAUGGGGAAACCAAUUCUGAAUCCAUACAACUAAGUUUCCCUGGAUUCCAUACCUUUUGACUGUCUGAAUGAGGUUACUGUGGAGAUCCUUAACAAAUGCCUUACUGAAAUCCAUAUACACCACAUCCACCACUCUACCUUUAUCAGUGUGUUUUGUCACAUCCUGAAAGAAUUAAAUUAGGCUCGUGAAGCAUGAUCUGCUCCUCACAAGGCUAUGCUGACUAUUCCCAAUCAAUCUAUGCUUCUCCAAAUGCUCAUAAAUCUUGCGCCUAGGAAUCUUCUCCAAUAAUUUGCCCACCGGUGAAGUAAGACUCACUGGUUUAUAAUUCCCAGGGUUUCCCAGCUCCCUUUCUUGAACAAAGGAAUAACAUUUGCCACCUUACAUCAUCUGUUAGGACUACAGUGGCCAGUGAAGACACAAAUAGCAACAAGCUCCUCCCUCACUUCCAGUAGAAACUAUCAGUACCUCCAGUUGAACUCUGACUUUUUGUGUGUUUCCCCCUGGAUGUCAGCCUAUGGUUUUGUAUUGCCACGUGCUCCUGCUCUACUCUGGCCCCUGUAUUACUGAGUACUCCAUCUCUCUUCUGUUUCUCAUUACUACCUGUAUUGCUGCCACCUGUGUCUCAUUGUGCUCCACCUAUCAUCUGCCUCUCUGUUUAUUGCUCAGUGUGUUUCAGUCCUGUGUUUUCACCUGUUUGUUGCCAGAUUGUGCCAGUGAAUUUUCCUGAGCCUUUCCAGCAUUUGUAUCUGUACUCUGUCCAUCCGAAUACUGACUCUGCCUGUUUCCCGAUUCUGGUUUUUGGAUUUCUCUGGAUGUUUUGAUCUCUGCCUGAACUCUGAUGCCGACUUUGUUUGCACCUUGGGAUUUGUUACUCAAUUAAUAUCACUGUGUGCACAGUACUAGGACUGUGAUUGGAUCCCUGCUCCAGCGUCCUGACAAGUAACCUAGGAUAUAUUCUCGCAAACAACAGGAAUUCUGCAGAUGCUGGAAAUUCAAGCAACACACAUCAAAGUUGCUGGUGAACGCAGC